AACAUCUCUGUGGACAUAGCCGGAAAAGAUUUUUAGCCACUGUAAGAGCUACAGACUGAAAACUCAAAAUGAUGCUUCUGGCGGCAAUAGGAGUACUAUCUCUUCACCUCUUGUUCUCUGUGUCUUACUCAAGCCCACCGGAAAACCCUGUUAGCUGUGGUUUCAGAGGAAGAAACUGCACGGUUCUCAACUCGUACGGCGCAUUCUCCGAUCGAGCCAUCUGUAGAGCAUCUGUCGUGGCAUACCCGACCACGGAGAAUGAUCUCCUACAAGUCGUUGCUGAAGGAACUCGCGCGAGACAGAAGAUGCGCGUGGUUACACGCUUUUCUCACAGCACAACCAAGUUGGCCUGUGUCGAUGGAGAGGAUGGUAGACUUAUCAGCACCGAGCUUCUCAACAAGACGUUGAGUGUUGAUAGAGAUGCGAUGACGAUCACGGUUCAGAGUGGCGUGUCACUUCGCCAACUCAUAGGUGAUGCUGCAAAAGUUGGACUGGCGUUGAGAAUGGCACCACACUGGUGGGGGCUAACAGUAGGUGGGAUGAUGUCUACCGGAGCCCACGGUAGUUCUUGGGAUGGGGAGCGUGGGGGCACUGCUUUUCACGACUACGUCAUCGAGAUGCGAAUGGUAACCUCUGCUCCUCCUGAUCAAGGAUACUCCAUGAUUAGAACACUCAACCGCAGCAACUUCAGUGAGUUGGACGCUGCUAGAGUUUCUCUGGGCGUAUUUGGUGUCAUAUCUCAGGUGACGGUUCAGUUGGAGUUAAUGUUCAAAAGAUCAAUCACGUAUAUAACCAUUAAGGAUAGCGAUCUUGUAGAGAUGGUUGAGAAGCACGGAGAUAGGUACGAGUUUCCUGACAUAAUGUGGUACCCCAGCCAAGGAGAAGUCGUUUACCGUAUGGAUGAACGGGUUUCAAUCAACAUCUCCGGCAGUGGCUUAUACAAUUCCGUAUUGUACAAAGCCGAAGACUCAAAUUUACUGGAAUUUCAAAGAUCAAGAGGUAUGACGUAUCAUGGCUUUCCAGUGAUAGGAAACCAUAGUGAUCUGAUGUCCUCAGGAGGUUGUCUGGAUAGCAAAGAAGAUGGAUUGGCCACAGCUUGUCCUUGGGACUCCCGUGUACAUGGUCAAUUCUUUCAUCAGACCACGUUCUCCAUCCCCAUUGAGAACGUUAAGGAGUUUAUCAGCGACAUCAAGACUCUGGUCAAGAUCGAACCGAAAGCUUUAUGCGGACUCAAUUUCUACAAUGGUGUGUUGAUCCGGUAUGUACAACCAUCAUUUGCAUACUUGGGCAUCGAAUUCGAGGGUAUGGAGUUCGAGUUUACAUAUUACAGAAGCAGAGACCCGUUGAUGCCUCGUAUGUAUGAAGAUUUUUUCGAGGAGAUCGAGCAGAUGGGUUUGUUCAAGUAUGGGGGCCUGCCACAUUGGGGUAAGAACAGAAAUGUUGCCUUUAUCAACGCCACUGAGAAGUACAAGGAUGCAGCUUUGUUCUUGAAGAUGAAGCAGAUGUUCGACCCACUACAACUAUUUUCGAGCAAAUGGACGGACGCAGUAUUGGGUUUGGGAGGCGACCUUACCGUAGAUACGGAAGGCUGUGCACUGGAGGGGUUGUGCAUCUGUUCGAAAGAUGUGCACUGUUCCCCUAUCAGAGGUUACUUCUGUCGACCUGGGAAGAUCUACAAGGCAGCACGCGUUUGUACCCACUUAUGAAUGUUUAUCUCUGUUUCAGUGUCUUAGAACUUAUAAGAACUUAUGUGUAGAUGCUCUUUUAGUUAGUUUAUUUAAAAUGAUGAUGACCUCAAUUACUUGUUUGCAAUACUGUGAUUGUUUGUGAUAUUUCCCAACAAUUAAUUGAAAUACUGAUC
This is a messenger RNA of Arabidopsis arenosa, 1861 nucleotides long. The record is from the annotation of a GenBank genome assembly. Lineage: Eukaryota; Viridiplantae; Streptophyta; Magnoliopsida; Brassicales; Brassicaceae.